UAGGGUGAGUGUGACAGAGGUAUGGAAGGAGUGACACUAGAUAAGGAUGUAAUAGAUGCAUAAAUUAAACGACUGUCUUUUUUUUAAAGCUAAAAUCAUAUUAAUACUACGAGUUCAAGAACGACCACCAUUGUUACAAGCAACUACAAACAUAGUGCCGACGUUGCGAGAUCUCUGUUGAUUCCAUUUCAAUCAGGUUACCUUUCCCUGUUACAAUCUUCCUGUUGAUCACCUCCCGUAUUAAUCACCUUACCUUUCCCUGUUACAAUCUUCCUGUUGAUCACCUCCCAUUUAUUAUUUGAUUAUCUAGUACACUCCUAACCUCUUCUCCGCCUCUCCUCCACCUCCUCUUGUACCGUUUUGUCACUUACUAAGCUAUCACUUGUUUCUAAGAUCGACACUCCGUCUGCCACUAAGCUUGACCUAACAAGAUUUUGAACAAGCUCUACUAAGCAAUUUUUCAAGAGGACCUUUACAAUCACAUUCACUUACACUUGUUUUUGUUCAGAUUCAUUAAUAUUAGAUAGUACCAUUGGUUACUUGUACUUCCAAUUACAUAAUUGACCACCCAUAUUAGACGCAAUGGCCAAUUCCAACGUUAAAACUCGGAUACGUGCUCGUGGCCUGCCCGGAAGCUCUAUGAGCAAUGCAAACAAUGAGGAAUCACUCAUAGACGAAAAAGGAGGCGAUUUUGGUUCCCUAACAAAUAAAGGAAACAAUAAGAAGAGACAGAAUAUACCUAACGGGAACUCGAUAAGCGACCGUGAAGCAGCAGAAUCUUAUGAGCAGUCGCAUAUGGAUCAUGUAAUUAACCUCCACCGUAACAGGUCAUUCAUAUAUUAGGCUAGUCGAUACGUCUGCUGAUAUGAUGCAGAUACUGACCCGAGACAGAACGAAGCACAUGGAAAUAUUCGUGUCGCGUCUGGUGCGACGACUUAGCAUCAUCAGAUACAGAUUGUUAGCAAGACUAAACAAAACGACUUCAACUGUUCACAGACCUCCUGCUUUCAUUUUUCGUCGGCCCGCAAGAAGAAGUGGAGGAUGAUCGCUGGUACAGUAAUAGUGACCGCCGGGGCUUGGUUCUUCUUCGUAUAUUCAGCCUCGUCAGGGGAAAAACUAGUACCAGUGAAGAUGAAGGAAGCAGCUGCAGCUACAACUGGCACUGGGGAGAAGGUAUUUACAAGGUUUCUUAGAACAAAGGGACAGGGAACAACCAGUGGUACCGUGUAAGAAAGAGUCCUAGACAUGAUGGCGCAUAUCUUUUGUCCACACGGAACAACUAAUACUAUCAGAACAGCAACAGCUACAACACUGAACAAAGAUCGAAAAAUCCUUAUCCUUUCUGCUCAGAUAUAAAUCGUAGAUCCACGCCCCUCUGUGGUCUCAACAACCAGAAACAGCACGACAACCAGAACUCUACUCAACCCCUCUCAGAAAAUCAAGUUUCCGGUGCCACCAGACACACGACCCGCACAGUGUCUUAAAAAAACUCCGAAAUACGACGUAGGCAAUAGCACAGUUUCAAUCGUUAUACCAUAUCUUCGGGAAAAGUAUGUGCACAUUAAUUAAGGCUGCAAGAAAUCCUUCUUUCCGUCCCGGCAUUCUGUGAAGACCGCUUUCGAAAGAGAAAGCGGGAGCAAAGAUGAGCCUCAGGAUGGAUUUGUGGUAGUGCUAAAUCGAGGGAACGGUUGGGAGCAUAAUAGCACACACGCCAGCAAACUUGCUCAAGUUAUGAUGAUUUUGCUCUAGAGGAAAUCUGACCAUGACAAACACAAUCUAGAACUAAACGCGACUCUCUGGACAGCAUUGCAAAUGCUGCAGCUGAGUUUUAGAGGAAAAAUAGCAUUACGUCCUCAAUUCCAUUUUUGACUUCAUCUACGGCAUUCCUAGGUCGUUCCUCUUGAUUAGAGGCUCUAAUCCCGGAGAUCAUCUUUAUUUCAGACGGAAAUAACGAGAAGGAAUCCCACCAGGAAAAAAUUGAGCAGCUAAGCCCGCUGGCCCGAGUCAUCAGGCUGCCUAGCAGGUAUAAAGAUUAAAGUCAAACGUCUCCUCGCGACUCGCGUACACUCACUCUCACACUAUCAUCGAUGUGAAUUCGUUCUCACACUAUCCAUCGUCGAUUUGAACUCGUGAAGAUAGAGUUUUGAUUUCCAUGGUCUUCUACAUCUACAUCCACUGCAAACAGGAGAAUAGUAUAUCGUGUCCAUCACGAGGACCAUGUUCUCUGUCAAAUAACUACAGUGACUCAUCAGUCUGAUGGACACGGACAAUGAAUAAUCUCAGAAUCAGACGUCGUGGUUCUUGUUGUUGUCCCUUUUCUUAACACGUAAUCCUUCAUCUUUGAUUUGGAUUUCAACUCACAGAUAUUUAAACAAAGGUUAAAUGAAGAUUUCAGGUGUACGAAGUUUUGCCUUGUUCCUCUAACACCUCCUGGUGAGAUCUUCUUUGGAAGAGUACCAAGAUCAUCAGUUCCUUCCUCUAAUUCCUUUCGACUCAGGCUGUAUGCCAACGGAAGUCCCCAGAGGAGGCAUAAAGAAUGGUAUGUUGCAACUUACCCUCCCUUUCCUGUGGGAUGAGGUAUCUUUGAGCACGCUGACAAUCCUUGAGAUCCCCUGAUAGUACUAAGUACUUGAGGUUAGUCUUAGUCCUAUCGUCCUUAGGAUUAGCUAGCUGUGAAGCCUAUCGCAUGAUGAGUCUUACCCCCAAAAAUGAGAAUAAGUCGAAUCCGAAUUUUGGUGACGACUUCCAAUGGUACUAAGCAUUCUGACGCGACAGCUUCCAAUUGUAGUUCAACAAAUGAGACCACAACCCUCAGGCACGGUCUCAUUUACGCGAAGCAGCUAGGAGCAAAAGAAGCCAAGGGAGACGUGGUUAUGUUCUUCGAACCCCAUUUAUGGGUGAACUUGGACUUUUGUAAGUGUAGUUGUACAGGAGGUGAAGAUGAUUAACACUAGGAUUUAGUCAGGAGCAUGGUUGCUACUUGCUAGGAAAAGCUGUGUGGAACUACGUCAAGAGCAGUGAGUAGCCCUUUCAUCAUACUGUAGGAUGACGUCAACCCCCAUGAUUCAUCGUACUAGUAUCUUCCAUUGAAAAAUUCGCUACCCCAACGAACACCCUUUCUUCAUAUCACUGCAUAGUAGGUUACAACUGGCUGGAGCCCUUGGUGCAUUACGUGAGGAUUAACCCUAGAUCGCUAGUAUUGCCGACGUUAGACUACAUACCGCAAGACAAUUUCCGGUCCUAUGCAAAGGCGGCGAACGGUCGGUACCGAUUUGAGUGGAACUUCAACCUCAUCUACACCAACCCGCCAACUGGAGUGGAUCCAGAUACUAGCCGGCCCUACUUUGCCCCGGCAACUAGUGGCGGAAUUAUGGAGUCGGGGACGAUUGGUCGUAGUUGUCAGAAAUUUAGAUAGCUGAACACCCUAGACACACUACCCUCUACUACCUCCUCUAUCUGCAUCUCAAACAACUUCUCAAACAAUAAGCUUCCCCUUAGAUAACAAGAAUCAACACCUUCCCCUCGUUUAGUACUACCCGGCCAGCCUUCAUUUCGUUUUUCGCAAUCAAGAAGCAGUUUUUUCUCGAGUUGGAGCUGUUCGACGUGCCUAUGAAACAAUGGGGUGGUGACCAGAUCGAACUUAGUUUUAAUUAUGGCUGCAUAUACUUAGUGCCAUCAACAUGUUGGCAUCUUAGACAGCAUCUACAUCUUGGUUCCGUUUCAGAAGGGAAAACAGGGACCAAGAUGAAGCAUCUACAUCUUGGCUCCGCUAAGGGGAGAUGGAGAACUACAGUGAACAAGAUGAAUAAAUUCAAGACGGAUAAUCUUAUAUAUAAAUAUAUGUAAUGUUCUAAUUUAGAGCCUGGCGUUGUGGAAGUGGCAUCACUGUGGUGCCGUGUGCACGGGUCGGACAUCUUUUCCGCGAUGUCGCUUUUCGCCCAUAUCCAGUGGAUGUACCACAGGUAGGAGUCGUCUUGUGCUCGUUGUACUAGUACUACAUGUAAGUAAGUUUGGGGUUUAGGGUUGGUUAAGGUGGGUAAGUAAGUUAAAAGCUAAAGUUAGGGUAGGUUAAGGUGGUAUACAAACAUGGAAGAGGCCACGAGCACGACCAACAUUAGGAGACUACUAAUACUAUGCGAAGAAGGAUUUUCAGGUGGACGACCUUCUCCGUUCAACAGAAUGACAAUAGUACGAAUAAAGAACGGAUGUUAUAAUGACAUACAAAUAAACGGAUGGUGGAUCAUUCUCCUCACGCGGCACCUGCAAAAAUUCACAGGUCGUCGAGAAUUACGCAAAACUAGCAAGAGUUUGGCUGGAGCCGCCAUAUCUAGAGGCCUUCUACAAGGUGAAGCCGGAGGCCAGGGGCAUGGCAAUGAAGGAUGACCUCUCCAUUAGCGCAAAUAACUUCAAGCGACUUCAAUGCAAAAGCAUGAAUUGGUACCUAACACUCUUUUACUGCUCAAGAUGAAAUGAUCUUCCAGGAUAAGUCGUCUAUUUGUGAUAGCAUCUGGUGAAUAGUUUUUACCAACGAUGGCCCUUUGUUCUUUUCAGACUCGACGAUAUUACAAUUUCUGCUGGUUCGUAGGGAUACGCGAACGCGCGAGUCUUGUAUUCAAUGAAGACCGAAGACCUUGGGUAUUACGUCAUCACAAGCACAGGUACAUAACAAACGUGGAUUUGGAGCUUGGUUGGGAGGCCACACGAAUAUGUAUUCCUGGCGCAAAAGGCCACCCAAGCGGCUGCGAGCUAGAUGCAGCAGCUCCAGGUUAUGAUUUAGAUGUUUGUUGUCCAGUGAAUUUAUCUCUCAAAAGUAGACAGGUAUUGUAUAGCUACACAAGAGAUGCCAUGAAAUGACACAUAAGAGUACAAGAAGCGCCGCGGUUGUCUCUCAUCUCCUGUUACUCCUUUCUGCAAGGACCUACCAACACCUGAGCUAGGGCGUCGCACUAGUAGAUGAAAUCUCCAGUAAUACGAUAUCAGCCCCAUCCUCCAUACCUUUUCAUAUCACGCGAAGUACGAUUGACCGCGUCAUGCCAGAGGAGGAGUAUAGGGAUUGGGCCGCCGAUAGCGAGAUAUGGAGCAACCUUGACGAGCUCCUAGACAACAUUGACAAGUCUAUCACAGAAAGCUAG
Amoebophrya sp. A25 is the source of this 5132-nucleotide messenger RNA. Lineage: Eukaryota; Dinophyceae; Syndiniales; Amoebophryaceae. The record is from the annotation of a GenBank genome assembly.